Messenger RNA from Amoebophrya sp. A120, 176 nucleotides. Lineage: Eukaryota; Dinophyceae; Syndiniales; Amoebophryaceae. The record is from the annotation of a GenBank genome assembly.
GAGCUACUGCGCCGGGAGUGCGAAGCUUUUUUCGCGCGCAGGGACCCUUUACUUCGCCCGGCCACACUGUUUGGCGCUGCGUGCUCUUUUUCGCUUUACGGAAAUUUUUCGUCGCCCGCGCGCCGUGCGCGUGGUGGGUUAGUUUUUCUCAAGGCCGGGGCCAGCAUUGCUGCCGU